Chara braunii is the source of this 2998-nucleotide messenger RNA. The record is from the annotation of a GenBank genome assembly. NCBI's taxonomy places the organism in Eukaryota, Viridiplantae, Streptophyta, Charophyceae, Charales, Characeae.
CCGAAGGUGUGAGGCAAGCGACAAAAAUUUUCAGUGAAUAAUCUACACCUCCCUCUUGCUGCGUUCUCUCUAGCCGCCAGUUGGAUGUGGCCGCGGGUGCAAGUAAAGGUCUAUGGGGCUACCAUUGACUGGGAUUUGGAGCCCCCUGAACUCAUAGAGGGGGACCUGGUCGAGCUCACGGUCCCCGGGUGCAACAUUCGACACGUUGACGGCCAGUUUGCAUGGAGGUCCAUAAUCUUGUCUGAGGACGCGUGGCUUUGGACGUACAGAGAGCACCGGCCGGGGCAAGGAGUGGGCGUAGUGAGAGCCUACUUGUAUUUGGGACCAGGCGCGGUCAGGGAGGCCGUGGUGGGCCUCGCGACGACAGGGACUAGUGGCACAGUUAGCAGGGUGUUACGCUACCUAGGGGAAGAGGUAGCUGCCUUCCGAGCGGAGGACUCGAGCGACCCGUUGACCCUAUUUCAUGGACGCCCUCCUCUUGAUAUCACGGGCGAGCUGGUGGUAGCACGGGACGGGUUUUUCCCGUACAGCGUUAGGAGCGUGCGGGCGAUAGUUCCGACGUUCGUAGUAGAGAGCGUCUUUGGAGGUAUUGGUGGAGUGGUCGAGACAUAUCUGGCCUAUCAGGAUCUCAAGGUCCUGGCGAGAAGGCCUGCCGACCUAGACUACAUCUAUUAUUCGCUCGCAACCGGUGGGCCUCGUUGGGGAGACGAGAGGGUUCAGCUUAUAGAGCUGAUCCGCUCGAUAGACGACGAGUGGCCCCAGUCUCCAUGCGUUUGGGAUUGGCUAGACCGCGAGCUCCGAGCAGGCCCCGAGUACGUGACCUACAUCGGGCGGCUCUUCUCAGACGACUGGGAGAGCUGGUGGGGUGAGGACGCCGGGCGACCUCUGAUAUACGGCCAUCAGUUGGCGCAAUACUACCAGGGUAUAGGACAGGCGCCAUACCGCGUCGAGGACGAGUUUGACGACGAGGGUUGGGAGCGAGAGGACGACGAGGAUGCCUGGGAGCCAGACUGGGUCGACCCAGAGAGUGAGAUUGACGAGGAGGAGAUUGACACCGAGACCGCAGAGAUCGCGAGCCGUUUGCGCGAGCAAGGAGGCUGGAUGAUUAACCGCGGAGCCCUCGCUAUUAGGCCGAUCGAGGUAGAGGCGACUCCCGCGGCCGAUGGGAGACAGAUCAGGGCCGACAAGAUGGAUAUAGGGACGACAGAUACGAGAGAUCGGACCGAGACGGGUAUAGGGACGAUAGAUACGAGAGGUCGGGUCGAGAUGGCUACAGAGGUGGUAGGUAUGAAAGAGGAGAUCGGGACUGGGCGCGAGGGAGAACAGCGCGAUGAGUCGCGGGGGUGGUACAACCGAGGGGACCGACGCGAUGAGACACGAGGGCGAUAUGACUCAGGGGACCGCCGGGAUAAUUCGCGAAGGCAGUAUGAGCAAGGAGGUUCUGGAAGAGACAGCCGCAACGAUUCGCGCGAUCGGAAUGAGAGAGAGGGAUAUGGCGUCUCAUCAGAACCAUAUCCCAAGUCGCCUGACCCCAAGGCAGCCAGGGGUUCGAUCUCGAGGAGCGCAGACGACAGACCAUCUACUCCCAGGAACUCAUGCGUUUACUGUAGAGGAGAAGAUCAUAUCAAGAGGGAUUGCCUUGACCUCAAACGGGCAAUAGAUGAGGGACUUGUCGUGCUUGACGACCGCAAGUACGUCAAGUGGGCAGAUGGUCUGGGAGAUGUAUCGAUGUUCCCUUCGAUGAAGGAGAAUGUCGAAGCGAGGAGAGUAAAGCCGAGUAAAGAAAAGGAGUCGGUCAGGAGCCAGAGCAUCAAGAAAACCUUUAAGGGGGAUAUAGCGACUACACCCAUAAGGGUGGCAGCCACCAAGUCGGCGAGAGGGUCUACAUCGAAGAAGACUGGCAUGGAUUACAUGAUGACGGAGAAGGACGGGCAGCGGGUCGAUGGAGAGGAGGUUAUCCUUUCGCCGCGAAGGAGGGGAGUGAAGAAGUUCUUAAUGAAGAGUUCGCUGGACGAGAUUGACAUGGUCGAGCCACUGAGGCGGGCCCUUCGGCAACCCAUGCAGUGCUCUAUUCUGGAGUACCUGGCGGCAUCGAAGCCGGCUCGUGAUGAGUUACAGAUGAUCACGCGGAAGACUCGCAUACCUCUAUCGGAGGAGGGUCAGGGGGCCCCUAAGGCGAAAGCUCCUACAGUAGCAGUAACGGGGGAGACUGCCAGAGCAGAUCGGAUGGCGACAGUCCUUCUCGAUGGAAUGGAAGGUGUGCCUCCAGACAAGUUUUAUAUACUUGGUAGCGGGGCCGUGGAGACGAUUAUAAACGAUGGAGCGAUACUCGAUGCUGUGAUCGAUAACGACAGUGAGGCUGUCAUCAUAGACGAGGACCUGGCAGUACAGGUUGGACUGGGCCUUGAUAGGUCAUACCUAUUCGAGAUAGAGACGGUUGAUGGGAGAAAGCAACAGAUCACUGGGGUUUGUCACAAGGCAGCCAUAGAGGUCCAAGGGGUACGAGUGACCCUGCCUGUCUUUGCAGUCAAGAACUGCAGCUCCGAUCUGCUCUUGGGACGAACGUGGCUGAGCCACGUGCAUGCGGUGACGAUAGAGCGACCUGAUGGGAGCCAAACAUUAUCCAUUGGGAAGCCAGACGGGACGCGGGUAAUGAUUGAGACAGUGGAGCCUCGGGACCCGAGGAACAGAGCGACUCUCGCUGUGGGUGCGAGACCCAGUGAACAGAUUAAGUCGUUACCUAUCUCCGGCCGCGCGGUGCGAUUUCGCGAGAAGCAAUAUGGACCACUGCUCACAGAGGAAGAAGGUCGGAUCGUGGAGGUGGAAGAUUUAGGGAGUCGGCUAAUAGCGGACGGCAACUCGUACCCAAAGGAAAAAGAUGAGGAAUUUGGCGGUGUAGUAUCCGUGUCUUUUUUAAGGGCACGGCCCCCUAUGGGGGACUACCCAAGCGACACAAUCGAGUAGCUCAAAAAGUUAAGCCAACGGCUGUGGGCCGCGA